Messenger RNA from Neogale vison (American mink), 892 nucleotides. RefSeq names its product basic transcription factor 3 (gene BTF3). NCBI's taxonomy places the organism in Eukaryota, Metazoa, Chordata, Mammalia, Carnivora, Mustelidae. The record is from RefSeq and is a predicted model, not a curated record. Bases 16 to 636 code for a protein of 206 amino acids. Gene Ontology annotation, cellular component: nascent polypeptide-associated complex; cytosol. The transcript is spliced from 6 exons.
GAGGAGAGGAAGGCGAUGCGACGGACAGGCGCACCCACUCAGGCUGACUCUCGGGGGCGAGGUCGAGCCAGGGGCGGCUGCCCUGGGGGCGAGGCGACGCCGUCUCUUCCUCCACCUCGCGGCGGAACCCGAGGACAGGAGCCUCAGAUGAAAGAAACUAUCAUGAACCAGGAGAAACUCGCCAAACUGCAAGCACAAGUGCGCAUUGGUGGGAAAGGAACUGCUCGCCGAAAGAAGAAGGUGGUUCAUAGAACAGCUACAGCAGAUGAUAAAAAACUUCAGUUCUCCUUAAAGAAGUUAGGGGUAAACAAUAUCUCUGGUAUUGAAGAAGUGAAUAUGUUCACAAACCAAGGAACAGUGAUCCACUUUAACAACCCCAAAGUUCAGGCAUCGCUGGCAGCGAACACUUUCACCAUUACAGGCCAUGCUGAGACAAAGCAGCUGACAGAAAUGCUACCCAGUAUCUUAAACCAACUUGGUGCAGACAGUCUGACUAGUUUAAGAAGACUGGCUGAAGCUCUGCCCAAACAAUCUGUGGAUGGAAAAGCACCACUUGCUACCGGAGAGGAUGAUGAUGAUGAAGUUCCAGAUCUUGUGGAGAAUUUUGAUGAAGCUUCCAAGAAUGAAGCAAACUGAAUUGAAUCAACUUCUGAAGAAGAUAAAACUUAAAGAAGUCACUGAGAGCUGCUAUUUUAUAUUAUGACUGCUUUUUAAAAUUUUGUUCAUGGAUCUGAUAAAAUCUAGAUCUCUAAUAUUUUUAAGCCCAAGCCCCUUGGACACUGCAGCUCUUUUCAGUUUUUGCUUAUACACAAUUCAUUCUUUGCAGCUUAUUAAGCUGAAGAAGCCUGGGAAUAAAGUUUGAAACAAGAUUAAUAAAGUUCUUUGCCUAGGA